GUAAUAAGUGAAACGUGACUACCAUUAGUUUAGUAUGAUUUUAUAUAUGUUGGGUUCAUUUAACCGUGACAUUUGAAGUUACAAUUUCGUUUCAUAGGAUUUUUCAUUUUAUCAAAGAUGCAGAUUCUGAUAUACGUGUUUGCGAGCUUCCUGUUCUUCAAUCAUGCAUAUGGAGAGUCGCAGCAAAUGAUAUACAGUGCAACAUAUUCGGGAACAACAAUAACUUUUGACAUCAGGAUCUAUACAGGUACAGAUACAGUAGCCGCUGCUGCUAUAGCAAAUCCUACGACCGGGAUAAUCGACAGUGGGACAUCUACAAAUGCUUGCAAAUACAUUGCCUCUUCAAGCCCGGUGCCGCUGGUGUCGGGAACUCAAGGAUCAAAUAACUAUGUAGAGUUUGAGGUGGUCAUUGAUUUCACAGAUUUAUCGUCGGUAACGUUUGAAAGUGUUGGUAAUACAGACCUUGGAUGUACUUUCUCGGUGAGUGUUUUCACUUAUCAUAUAAUAUGUGUUGGUAAGUCAAAGAUGUAGGUCUCUUUAAAAAUAGCUUUGUAGUCAACCAACAGUGUGGAACCCAGUCAAUCCAACUGUACGGACGUACAGGUUUGACCAACUGUAUACAUGUGACAAACUGUAUGGCGCCGUCUGUAUAAAAAGGCCGGUGUCAUCCUUUUCAUACCUUAUAUCAGUUUAACCCUAGGCUCAAUCUGCUUGACUGAAGCAAUCUAUGACGGUUUACCACCUGUAUUGGGCC
Molecule: messenger RNA, 754 nt
Organism: Ruditapes philippinarum (Manila clam)
Lineage: Eukaryota; Metazoa; Mollusca; Bivalvia; Venerida; Veneridae
Exons: 5
Coding region: 118-531 (137 amino acids)
Source: RefSeq, a predicted model, not a curated record